Molecule: messenger RNA, 1731 nt
Organism: Debaryomyces fabryi
Lineage: Eukaryota; Fungi; Ascomycota; Pichiomycetes; Serinales; Debaryomycetaceae
Product: flavoprotein
Exons: 1
Coding region: 1-1731 (576 amino acids)
Biological process (GO): coenzyme A biosynthetic process
Cellular component (GO): phosphopantothenoylcysteine decarboxylase complex
Molecular function (GO): phosphopantothenoylcysteine decarboxylase activity; FMN binding
Source: RefSeq, a predicted model, not a curated record
AUGUCACUUGAAAACAACAAUUCGCAAGAUAUUGGGGGUAUAAAUAUGGUAUUAAGUCCAAGACCGCAGAAAGCGAGUGGGAGUAGGACGCAUAUGUCGAAAAGUGGUGGUAUGGCGAAGGGAGAAAAAGACGGUAAAGAUGGGCGAGAAAACAAGUCUGUGUUGACGGUAAAACCAGCGCCAAAUUUGAAAUCUUGUUUAUUGCCUAGCAGCGAUGUUUCGAGGCCACAGCUGUCUCAAAGUGUCGGGUUUGGAGGUGAAAUGCCACCGGGUGGUGUAUGUAUGGGCCACCACGCGCAUGCUUCGUUUGCAGAGCCGGAGGACGAUAUCAGUCCCAAUAAGCAUGGGUUAUUAUCUUUGAAUAAGAUGGGAACGGCCUCUACGUCGCCUGGUGAGAACGUAGCCCAAUCGCAUGUGCCAAAUAUGAAUUACAAUUGUGAAGGUCCUAGAAGUACGUCCCCGUCAAAUUCCACGCAGGGACAACAUGAAUACGUUAGUCCACCGCUGAUGACCAGAAUGAAUUCAUUGCGAUAUUCGGGACAAAAUGAUAAGAAAAUCAUCGAGUCUAUGAGACAGUCGAAAACGACUAGCCCAUCGCCCAUCAGCUCGCCAAAUCCUGAUAUUAAAAAAUCAGAAACUCCUGAACAGAGAACUAAGGAUAAAUUGCACUUAUUGAUUGGUAUCACUGGAUGUAUCUCGGUUAAUAAGAAUAUAUUCUUGAUAAUUGAGAAAUUGUUCGACAUGUACACGCCGGAGAAGUUAGAGAUUCAGGUAGUGUUAACCAAGGCGGCGGAAUGGUUCUUGAGUGAAAAAUUGUAUAAAUUUGAAGCAAUGGGUGUCAAGGUAUGGUUUCAUGAUGACACUUUUAAAUAUUUCCUCACCAAUAAAAUAACAACAAACCCAAACAAACCGUUAGUUAAAUUAACACCAAGCUUAUUGAGUCAAUACAUUUUGAGUUACGAUCUUCAGAAAUGGACUGAUGUGUUAUUGAUCGCGCCAUUAUCCGCUAACACGAUGGCCAAGUUAGUUAACGGAUUGUCGGAUAAUCUCUUGACUGAUUUACUUCACACAUGGCCUAUUCCUCUGGCUAAUUAUCCACAACAACAGCAAAAAGCUGGCAACCAACAACACGAUAACACCGUAUUGUCGAACAACUUACUAGCACCAAAGCCAAUCGUAGCUGCAUUGGCUUUGACUAGUUCUAUGUAUGCACAUCCGAUAACAAAAAGACAAUUGUCUCUUUUGCAAGAAUCCUACCCUAACAUGAGUAUAUUAAAACCAGUGGAGAAGUGUGUCGAUAUUGAUGGUAAUAUAUCAAUGGGAGGUAUGAGGUCUUGGACUGAAGUUGUUGACUUUGUUCUGAAAAAAUUGGGCGAGCCAAGUAAGAAUGAAGAUGAAGAAGGUGAAGAUGAUAAUGAUGACGACGAUGACGAUGACGAUGAAGAUGAAGAUGAAGAUGAAGAUGAUGAAGAUGACGAUGAUGACGAUGAUGACGAUGAUGACGAUGAUGAAGAUGACGAUGAUUCGGAAACUAUGGUCAUUAGAAAUGAAAACAAGGUGCGUCAUAAUCUACGUGACAGUAAAAAGGUUCAUCCUAAACCUGAAAGAACUAUAGAGUCAUCCAACAAAAAAGUUUCAAAUAAAGAACUUAAAGAGCAUGAGAAACUAGCUCUUCAAAAUGCUAUUAAAAAUUCUAGCUUAGGAGUUAAUCAGUCUGGUAUAAAUAAUUAA